Haliotis rufescens (red abalone) is the source of this 5086-nucleotide messenger RNA. RefSeq lists its product as uncharacterized. Lineage: Eukaryota; Metazoa; Mollusca; Gastropoda; Lepetellida; Haliotidae. The transcript is spliced from 7 exons. The record is from RefSeq and is a predicted model, not a curated record. Bases 1242 to 2237 code for a protein of 331 amino acids.
UUUCCUUGACAUGAUAACAAGAAACAGCCGUCACUUUACAUAACUGAUGUGGGCUGUGAAUAUAUUCAUUUGAACACUAUUCAGCAGUGGACAAAGAGUCGUCUGUCAACAUCAUAUGGGACUGCCUAAACUGGUAGCGAUGACAGAUCACUGAGAAGGACGAUGCUUGAGGUGAGGUCGACUGGUUUCCGUUUGUACGAGCAGCGACACCAAGCGGAGGAUCCGAAAACCAGUCUGGAGAUCCAAUGACACACUGGCAGCAGGAGAUGUUCUGGCGGUUCCUGGUCCUGGGCCUCCUGGUGGCCCUGUUGGAUGGGGUGGCAGCAUCAUCAACAAAUUGUACGAGGAACUGUGAAAUAUGUGAAGAUGGAUGUUUAUGGUGCAAUGAUGGAUAUUACAAAAGAUAUGGGAAGUGUAAAGAAUGUUUUCCGAAUUGUAGAAGAUGUUUUCAUGAUGGCAUGUGAAAAUUCCACUGUAAAGAAUGCUGGUAUGGCUUAUACUGUUCUCGGCCGUGUUCGUGUAGUUAUGGCAUCUGUGACAAGUACACUGGGACUUGUCCUGACGAAACAGGUUCGUGUUUAACGCCACACUCAGCAAUAUUCCAGCUACAUGACGGGCCUGGCCACCCCAUCAGAGAUCCUGACCACCGAUCCUGUUAGUCGCCUCAAACGACAAGCAUGUGUUGCUGAAGACCUAUUUUAACCCGGAUCUUCAGUGGUCAAUCGGUAUAUCAAAAUGUAGUGAGUGCACUUCGUAUACAUGAAAUUAUAUAUUAUCAGCUUCUUAACACAAACUCAUUGUUACUUGUGACGGUAAGCUCCCAAUUUGUGUCAUUAACCACAGGGAACUAUUGACGGUGAACACCGCCCAUGUCAGCAUAACAUUGGCAUCAUUAUUCACAGGUAAUUAUCGAUGGUUAACACCGCCCGCGAGCGAUUUCCUUGACAUGAUGGCAAGGAACGGUCGUCACUAAGUCUUUACAUCACUGGUGUGCGCUGUGAAUAUAUUGCUUUGAACACUAUCGCGAAAUGAACAUAGAGCAGUCUGUCAAUAUCAUAUGAGACUGCCUAAACUGGUACCGACGACGGAUCACUGAGAUUUGCGCUGCUUGAGGCGGGGUCGACUAGAUUCCGUUUGUACGAGCAGCGACGACACCAAGCGGAGAAUCCGGAAACCAGUCUAGAUGUGAGGCAGCUGUUUUGUUGUUUUAUUCCAAUCGUCGUUCAGUGGAUAUAGAUCCAAUGACACACUGGCAGCAGGAGAUGUUCUGGCGGUUCCUGGUCCUGGGCCUCCUGGUGGCCCUGUUGGAUGGGGUGGCAGCAUCAUCAACAAAUUGUACGGAGGGCUGUAGAAUAUGUGCAGAUGAAUGUUUAAUGUGCGAAAAGGGAUAUUACAGAAGUUAUGGAGAGUGUGAAGAAUGUAAACCGAAUUGUAGAAGAUGUUUUCGUGAUGGCAUGUGUUAUUUCGACUGUACCGAUGGCUGGUAUGGCUUAGACUGUUCUCGACCGUGUUCGUGUAGUUAUGGCAUCUGUGACAAGUACUCUGGAACUUGUCCUUACAAACCAGAUCCACCGGUAUUGGUUUCGGGCAAUGACGAGGACGCCGAGGAUGUCGCCGAGGACGACGGAUUAACAGGAAAAAUAUUCAUUAUCAUCGCAUGCAUCCUCCCAAUCUUUGUUACAUGUGUUUGCUGCAUGAGAAAGAAGAGGAAACAAAAUGAGGAACAGAUGGCUCUUGACAACACAGAUAUAGUCCCUCCAUCUCAGAAGUUAUUACCAGGGCAGGUCCCGAUAACUAUGAGGUCCACCAAUACAACCCACGCGAACUCUUUUGCGGGCAAUUUUACAAGCUACAUCAGUGGCGAUUUUGAUGGCAAUAACAUAAUGUGUCCUCCACGAGAAACGAACAUUGCACCACCCCCUUUGGCCACAUAUAGUGGACAACAAACGGAUGUUGCACUGACACAUUGCACCACAAAUAGUAGACAAGACACGGAUAUUGCAACAGCCCCUUGCGCCACAUAUGGUGGACAACAAACGAACGUAGGACCACUCCCUAGUGCCACAUAUUGUGAACAACAAACGGACAUAGGAUCAUCCCUUAGCGCCUCAUAUAGUGGACAGCAAACAGAUAUUGCACCACCACCUCCCUACACUCCAAGUGGGCAACAGGCAAACAUUCUCCCGCCACCGUCAUAUGAAUCUCUUUUUAAUUCAAACAGAGAACACACCCAAUAAGAAAUGAAAUGCGAAAAUGAACCACCGUUAUAGCACUUUGACAUGACAAAUAUAUUUUGUCUCCUCUAGUAUUACAAAGACACAGGGUGACAUGGGUGCAAUCAAGGCAUUAAAGCAGCUUGUGAGGUUCGCUCUAAUUCAGCUUGAACAUGGAACAAAAAUGGCUUCUACUCAAAUGUAGAUGAUCCAGAUAGGUAUAAUUUUCUGGUGAAGUUGACAUUCUCUGCAUAACUAAAACAGUAUUAUAUGACACUUAUAAAAUUGAGAAUUUGUCUUUAAAUUGUAUAUGUCAAAGUGUGCUUGCAAAGCACAUAAAUCAGUGUGCGAGAGAUCCCGUUGGGGUAGCACUCUUCAUUAAAAAGGCAAAACGCUGUAAACUCUGAACUCAUCAUUUGGAAAGGCUAUACGCUGUAAACUCUGUACUCAUCAUUUGGAAAGGCUAUACGCUGUAAACUCUGUACUCAUCAUUUGGAAAGGCUAUACGCUGUAAACUCUGUACUCACUAUUUGGAAAGGCUAUACGCUGUAAACUCUGUACUCAUCAUUUGGAAAGGCUAUACGCUGUAAACUCUGUACUCAUCAUUUUGAAAGGCUAUACGCUGUAAACUCUGUACGCUGUAAAAAAAUGUUUUGUAUUACUUCAAGAGAUUGCAAGAAAUUUAAAAAAGAGUAUUGAAAUGGGUAUUUCACCUCAAGCAUGGGCAGCAUAUUUUAAGGACAUGUAUCCUCCACAAGAAACGAACAUUGCACCACCCCCUUGGGCCACAUAUAGUGGACAACAAACGGAUGUUGCACUGACACAUUGCACCACAAAUAGUGGACAAGACACGAAUAUUGCAACAGCCCCUUGCGCCACAUAUUGUGGACAUCAAACGAACGUGGGACCACUCCCUAGUGCCACAUAUUGUGGACAUCAAACGAACGUAGGACCACUCCCUAGUGCCACAUAUUGUGGACAUCAAACGAACGUAGGACCACAACUCUAGUGCCACAUAUUGUGAACAUCAAACGGACAUAAGACCACUCCCUAGUGCCACAUAAUGUGGGCAUCAAACGAACGUAGGACCACUCCCUAGUGCCACAUAUUGUGGACAUCAAACGGACAUAGGACCACUACCUAGUGCCACGUAUUGUGGACAUCAAACGAACGUAGGACCACUCCCUAGUGCCACGUAUUGUGGACAUCAAACGAACGUAGGACCACUCCCUAGUGCCACAUAUUGUGGACAUCAAACGAACGUAGGACCACAUCUCUAGUGCCACAUAUUGUGAACAUCAAACGGACAUAGGACCACUCCCUAGUGCCACAUAUUGUGGGCAUCAAACGAACGUAGGACCACUCCCUAGUGCCACAUAUUGUGGACAUCAAACGGAAAUAGGACCACUCCCUAGUGCCACAUAUUGUGGACAUCAAACGAACGUAGGCCCACUCCCUAGUGCCACAUAUUGUGGACAUCAAACGGACAUAGGACCACUCCCUAGUGCCACAUAUUGUGGACAUCAAACGGACAUAGGACCACUCCCUAGUGCCACAUAUUGUGGACAUCAAACGGACAUAGGAUCAUCCCCUAGUGCCACAUUUAGUGGACAGCAAACAGAUAUUGCACCACCACCUUCCUACACUCCAAGCGGACAACAGGCAGACAUUCAACCGCCACCGUCAUAUGAAUUUCUUUUUAAUUCAAACAGAGAACACACGUUAUAGCACUUUGACAUAAGAAAUAUAUUUUUUCUCAUUCAGUAUUACGAUCACACAGGUUGACAUGGGUGUAAUCAAGGCAAUAAAGCAGAUUCUGUGGUUCCAUCUAAUCGAGCUGGAACAUGGAACAAAAAUGGCUUGUACUCAAAUGUAGAAUUUAAAAUUUGAUGAUCCACAUUGGUAUAAUUUCCUGGUGAAUGUUUUUUUCUGCAUUACUUGAUACAGUGUUAUAUGACACUGAUAAAUUUGAGAAUUUGUUUUGAGAUUGUGUAUGUCUUAGUGUGGUAGCAAGUGUGCGAGAUAUCCGGUAGAGGAAGCACUCUACAUUAUAGUAUUUCUCGUCAUUUUGGAAGGCUCUACGCUGUAAACUCUGUAAGUUGUACGCUGUACGCAUUAAAGGUUUUGUAAAGGUGAUUGGCACAACUGAUACAAUGGCAUUAGGUUGAGUUUAUACUCCCCCACAAAUGUCAAACACAUGCGAUAUAGAUAUACAUAUGUUUGGUGAGUUUAAUGAGAGAAUAGCGCGACGAUACAUAUGGAAUGAUGCAGGGAAACACUCAUCAACUGAUAAUUUAUCUCUGAUCAUGCUCAAGCAACCAUUCAGCAAUUUCUUGGUAAAUGAACAUUUAAUACGUCUUUUGAGAAAUUAACAGAGUUCUAUUUUGCUGGAUCGCAAUUUGAAAGACAAGAAACGAAUACAGAGAAUUAAAAGGGAUCAAAUAUACACACAUACAUACAUACAUACAUACAUACAUACGUACAUACAUAUCGAAUUGUUGUGUAGCUCCUGAGUUUCUGAAGCAUUCACUACAUACAUACAUACAUACAUACAUACAUACAUACAUACAUACAUACAUACAAACAUUCAUAUAUAUCGAAUUGUUGUGUAGCUCCUGAGUUUCUGAAGCAUUCACUAGACUAUAUUCCGUAUUUAAAGAUAUUUUAUUAUACUAUCUUGAACACUGAUAUUUUUUCAGAUGCAUGGAUUGUUAGUUUAAUUAUACCCAUGCUCGAAUCUGGGGACACCAUGGGGAAAAUAUUCUUUUUUUGUUGAAGAAAGAUUAAGAAUAUAAACGUAAGUAAACGUGAUGUUAGCAGCAGACUAUAUGUUUGUACUACAUGCCCUCUCCAAUAAAUACUCACGAAAACCU